Spinacia oleracea (spinach) is the source of this 1299-nucleotide messenger RNA. RefSeq lists its product as uncharacterized. The transcript is spliced from 6 exons. The record is from RefSeq and is a predicted model, not a curated record. Lineage: Eukaryota; Viridiplantae; Streptophyta; Magnoliopsida; Caryophyllales; Amaranthaceae. The coding region runs from base 417 to 950 and encodes 177 amino acids.
AGAAUAGUUCUGAGGUGAAAUAAAUGUUGGCAACCAAUUGGCGAUGAACAUUCUGAUCUUGCUCACUUUAUUGGAACUGUAGCAAGAAAUCCUCGAUUAUGUCCCUUGGUAUAUGAUGACUGGAGACUGGAAAAAAACGAACAGAAGCACUUGAUAUUGUGAAGUCAAAGUUCGUCAUUCCUCACCCGUUAGCAGAAAAGUACGUAAAACAAUCAAUGGGAAAAAAGUGGAACAAUUUCAAGGGAGAACUCAAACUUGAUUGCUGUGAACCACACCUUGAAAAUAUAACAAAUAUUAUUAAAGCUAAGCCUGAUUUUGUGCCCGAGGAGCAAUAGCGUUAUCUGGUAACUUAUUGGAAUUCUCCUAAAGGCAAGGAAAGAUCUGAAAAAAAUCGAAAAAGUCGUGAGGUACAAGUUAUGGCUCAUACUGGUGGAUCGAAAAGCUUUGCGUGUUAUGCUGAUGACAAGACUAUCAAUGGGGCAACACCGUCAAGAGCUAUGGUGUUCUUGGAUACUCAUAAGGAACGUAAAAUUGUGCCAACACCAAUGGAUGAAAAGUCAAAACAAGCUGUGGAACUGAUAAAUGGCAAGUUAAGUAAACUUCCAAAUGGUGUUGAGGAAACAAAUGGCAAGGUUGCAUGGGAAGGUGACAUAUAUUCCCAAGUAAUGAGUAUUAUUGUAGGCCCAGAAAAAAAGGGUCAAGUUCGUGGUCUGGGUAGAUGUCCAAAGUCCUUGUCUUCUGUUUCAUCUAAUCAAGAAAGAGAUUACCAUGAUGAUCAUGACAUAUGUGAUGAAAGAAUCCAAUUUUUAGAGUGUGAACUCAAAAGAGUGCAAGAAAAAUCGGCACAAUUAGAGAAAGACAAUGCUGAAUCUCUAACUCAGAUGAAAGAGGAUGUCAAGUUGUUAAAGGCAUUGUUGCUAGGUAGAAGAGUUCUUGAUGUCAGCACUUAGUGAACAGGUUAUUUUUUAUAAAGUGGGGUGAAUUUGUCGAUUAUUUGUGAAGCUUGAAUCUGAUUUUUGCUGAUUUUUGCUGAUUUUGGAAGUUAUGAAGAGCAUAAAUAGCCUUUGAAAUGGCUAUUUGGAUCAUGUGUAAUCAGUUUUGAAGUUGUUCAAAGAUGUAACAAGUUUUUUUUGGUACCUUGGAUGAUGAUGUAACAACGAUUAUUCAUAUCUAUUAAAUUUAUAAUUAUCUUCCUUAUACUAUACAUUUGUGUAUUGUUGUGUGGGAGCUGAAAUAUAUUUUAUGUAUUAUGGAAGCUAGCAAUUGAUUUGAAAACAUCAAGGGAGCAUGUGAUAUAAG